This is a messenger RNA of Mastomys coucha (southern multimammate mouse), 1158 nucleotides long. RefSeq names its product F-box protein 36 (gene Fbxo36). NCBI's taxonomy places the organism in Eukaryota, Metazoa, Chordata, Mammalia, Rodentia, Muridae. The coding region runs from base 283 to 849 and encodes 188 amino acids. The transcript is spliced from 4 exons. The record is from RefSeq and is a predicted model, not a curated record. Gene Ontology annotation, molecular function: protein binding.
CGCUGGGGUCACCCCCCCCCGCCCCCUCCCCGCUCGCAGGAACUAAACCCCACUUCGGGUCACCCAGGACCUAACUGUAGAGAUUUCACAUAUCGGGGUCCCCCGUGACCCCGGGGAUAGGAAGCCAUCACCUCGAGUUGAAACCCCCCCAGCCCCCACUGCCAACUCCAAAGCGGACUUCGCUUUAAAAGUGAGGCUGCGGACCCUACCCCCCCACCGCUCUGACCCCGCUCAAGCCCCGCCCCUUCCUGGUUGUCUUAGCGACGGCGGUGGCGUCCCAAGAUGGCGUCGUGGCUGCCGGAGACUCUGUUUGAAAUUGUAGGACAAGGCCCGGCGCCGAGCAAAGACUAUUACCAGUUGUUGAUCACCCGAACUCAGAUCAUCUUUAGAUGGUGGAAGAUUUCUCUGAGAAGUGAGUAUCGAUCAGCAAAACCUGGAGAGACAAAGGAAACUCACGAAGACUUCCUAGAUAACUCUCAUCUCCAAGUUCAAGUCGCCAUAGUAUUUGGUGCAAAAAUAUUAGACUAUGUCUUCAACCUGUGCGAAGGUAAAUUUGACUACCUGGAGCGACUGAACGACAAGCUGCUGCUGAAGAUCAUCCGCUACCUGGACCUGGAAGAUAUCGCCAGGCUCUCUCAGACAUCAAGAAAGUUUGAGAAGUUGUGCAAGAGUGACUCGCUGUGGGAACAGAUAGUCCAGUCCACCUGUGACACCAUCACCCCUGACAUGCGGGCCCUGGCGAACGACGUGGGCUGGAGGCAGAUGUUCUUUACUGACAAGAUCCAGCUCCAGAGGCAGAUCCGCAAGAAGAAGCAAAGACAGGAAAAUGAGAUGGGGAAGCAUAUUUAGGGGACAGCUGUUCCCAACAGUGGGGCCACAGUGGUCCAACUCUUCUUCCGGUCCAAAUCAAACUCUCUCUCAACAACAGGUUUUGCUGAUUCCAGGCAUCACUUGAAAAAUCAAAUUUUGCACACACAUGUAAAUCCACCUAGUGCCUUGCUUGAGCAGCCUCCCCUGAGUUGCUCAGGCCAACCCAUGGCUCAAGUACUAAGGGCUUCAAGACGGGAAGUCUCUCAGACCACCACCUCCCUCAUCCCCUUUGCCCCUGAGGAAAGAGGCACCUGUUGUGUACGAACUAACAAUAAAGAGUUAUUAGCA